AUGGAUCCUGCUGAGGCGGAACAAAACCCUGAAGAAAAGGAAUAUUCUGCUGUGUGUGUCGGCAAAGAAGCAGACAUUAAAAAGUCCGGAAGAAUGACAGCUGUUGUCCAUGACAGAGAAGUGGUCAUUUUCUACCACAGGGGAGAAUAUCAUGCUAUGGAUAUUCGCUGCUACCAUUCAGGAGGACCUUUACAUUUGGGAGAAAUAGAGGACUUUGAUGGACGACCAUGCAUAGUCUGCCCUUGGCAUAAAUUCAAGAUUACGCUGGCAACAGGAGAAGGGCUAUACCAGUCUGUGAACCCCAGGGAUCCAUCAUCAAAACCCAAGUGGUGCUCCAAAGGAAUAAAGCAAAGGAUUCACACCGUGACAGUGGAGAAGGGGCAUAUCUAUGUGACGCUUUCUAAGGAACCUUUUAAGUGUGACUCUGAUUUCUAUGCUACUGGACAAUACAAAGUAAUUCAGAGUUCUUCCUGAUAAAAGUAUGUAUAUGAUAGUGAAAAAUGUGGUGCUUAUUUUAAGAUACUUUUUAAUAACUGUUUCAAUAUCAAAGAUGAAUUUUUUUCAACAUAAGUACAAGUGUUACUUAUCUUUUGAAAUCAUAUAGAUCAGUGAAGUUUAAAAGCACAUGUACUGAGAAAGGAUAUUGGUCUGAGGAUUACCGUGAGACAAGAGUACCUUUCAUCCACAUUCCAUCCAGUCCUCUGGACUGAUCAGAACCUGAAGGUUAUGUUUGGGACAUUCAAUAUAAGGAGGAUUCAAAUAAUUUAGAGUGAUCAAAAUGAGUAAUAAGUAAAGUAUGAUUUCAUAGGAGAAUUUUUUAUUAGAACAAAAGGCCCUUUUUGGUGUUGUAGGCUAUUCUAAGGUUUUUGGGGGAGGGGUUGUUUUAGUUUUAGUUUUUUUUCUUUAAUUUCAAUGUCAAAUGUUUAUUUCUAUGCCACAGUCACCUUAGCACAAUUUCUAAAAGAAAAGAAUUCAGAAAACUGUUUUUGGCCAGAAUGUUUUCUCCGCCAGUUACAAGAAAAAAAAAUGAACACCUUGGUACCAUAAUUACCUUUUUUUUCACAUCAUCCUAGUGACUAAAUCUCAGUAUUUUAGUGUUUUUCGGGCAAGGUCUCACUACACAGCUCAGACUGGCCUUGAGCUCACUUUGUAGCACAGAGUGGUCUCAAAUUCACA
Octodon degus (degu) is the source of this 1176-nucleotide messenger RNA. It is a transcript of the gene Rfesd, whose product is annotated as Rieske Fe-S domain containing. NCBI's taxonomy places the organism in Eukaryota, Metazoa, Chordata, Mammalia, Rodentia, Octodontidae. Bases 1 to 474 code for a protein of 157 amino acids. Gene Ontology annotation, molecular function: 2 iron, 2 sulfur cluster binding. The transcript has 3 exons. The record is from RefSeq and is a predicted model, not a curated record.